This is a messenger RNA of Beta vulgaris subsp. vulgaris (sugar beet), 1794 nucleotides long. RefSeq names its product proline-rich protein 4. Lineage: Eukaryota; Viridiplantae; Streptophyta; Magnoliopsida; Caryophyllales; Amaranthaceae. The transcript is spliced from 2 exons. The record is from RefSeq and is a predicted model, not a curated record. Bases 153 to 1553 code for a protein of 466 amino acids.
CAUUAAGCCUUACAUUUUUGUUCAAGUAUACCAAAACCUUUGUACUUGUUACCUUGUUUUUUUCUUCUUUAGUGGAGUUAUAUAUAACUUCUGCAUUUGUUUGUUCAUCAGUGUUGCUGUUUUGGGAGUGUGUUAAGUUAAGAGAGUUCCUCAUGCGGAUAUCAUUACCCCUUUGUCAUAAGACAAUCUCGGUCAUUUUGACACUAUUGAUUGCUGCAAGCUUCUGUUAUGGUGAUCAAAAUAAGGUAGAGGUUGUUGGGAUUGGUGAAUGUGCUGAUUGUCACCAGAACAAUAUUAACCACAACCAUGCUCUUAAAGGACUUAGAGUUACCAUUGACUGCAAACUGGCAAAUGGAGAGGUGAAAACAAGAGGAGAAGGGAAGCUUGAUGAAGAGGGAAAAUUUAGAGUAGAUUUUCCACAUGAACUUGUGGAAAAUGGAAAGAAACUGAAGGAAGAAUGUUAUGCCCAACUUCACAGUGCAUCAGAUAUACCAUGUCCAGCUUAUAAUGGGAUUGAAACUUCAAAAUUAGCCUUUGUAUCUGAAACUGAUGGAAAACAUACAUUUAGCCCUGUUGGAAAAUUGAAGUUUUCACCAGUAACUUGCACAUCUGCCUUUUUGUGGCCUCACUUCAAGUACCCACCUCUUCACAAGAAGUCCUUCCCAAAGUGGCCUUUCCCUUGUCCACCAUUCUUUAAAAAGCCAUUUUUCAAGAAACCAUAUUUCUCCAUCCCUAAAUACAAGAUUGAAUUUCCUCAUUUCCCCAUAUAUAAGAAGCCACUCCCACCAGUGCCAGUUUAUGAAAAGCCACUUCCACCACCUGUGCCAGUGUAUGAAAAGCCGCUUCCACCACCCGUGCCAGUGUAUGAGAAGCCACUUCCACCACCCGUGCCAGUAUAUGAGAAGCCACUUCCACCACCCGUGCCAAUAUACAAGAAGCCGUGCCCACCACCUGUGCCAGUGUACAAAAAGCCACUCCCACCCCCAGUGCCAAUAUAUGUAAAGCCACUCCCACCACCUGUGCCAAUAUACAAGAAGCCAUGCCCACCACCUGUUCCAGUGUACAAGAAGCCACUCCCACCACCAGUGCCAAUAUAUGUAAAGCCACUCCCGCCACCUGUGCCAGUAUAUGAGAAGCCACUCCCACCACCUGUGCCAGUAUAUGAGAAGCCACUUCCACCACCUGUGCCAGUAUAUGAGAAGCCGCUUCCACCACCCGUGCCAGUAUACAAGAAGCCAUGUCCUCCUAUAUUUAAGAAGCCAUACAUUCCAGUAUAUAAGCCAAAGCCUUUGCCUCCUAUUCCAAAGUUCCCUCCAUUCCCUAAAAAGCCAUGUCCUCCUAUAUUUAAGAAGCCAGACAUCCCAGUAUAUAAGCCAAAGCCUCUGCCUCCUAUACCAAAGUUCCCUCCAUUCCCUAAAAAGCCAUGUCCUCCUAUUAGUAUUCCUAAGCUCCCUCCUUUUAAGUUCCCACACCACCAUAAGUUUCCUCCAAAGUUUUAUGUGCAUCCCAAGUUUAAAAAGCCUUUCUUGCCACCAUUCCCUGCUCAUCCUUGAGUGAUGAAUUAUUUGUAGCUUCAUUUAUAUUGUUUAUGUCAAGGUACAAGAUUGAUGUACGAUAUAAUUAUAUUGUGUUCUUUGUUCAGUAGUAAAGUUUGUAAGAGAUAGUGUACGGCUGGUUUAGUUUAUGCUUUCAAAAAAAGAUGCAGGCUGAAGUAUCAAGUAGUACCAUCCUUAAGUGGAUCGGAGAAUAUAUAAUUCACUAUUGUUUUACUGUUUUCUAGUAUGUGUAUAUGUA